Messenger RNA from Impatiens glandulifera, 1505 nucleotides. RefSeq names its product probable L-ascorbate peroxidase 6, chloroplastic/mitochondrial. Gene Ontology annotation, molecular function: peroxidase activity; heme binding. Lineage: Eukaryota; Viridiplantae; Streptophyta; Magnoliopsida; Ericales; Balsaminaceae. Gene Ontology annotation, biological process: hydrogen peroxide catabolic process; response to reactive oxygen species; cellular response to oxidative stress. Bases 54 to 1337 code for a protein of 427 amino acids. The record is from RefSeq and is a predicted model, not a curated record. The transcript is spliced from 11 exons.
CAAAUAUUAGCCAAUCGAGCGGCUCAAUCUCUCAUACACGCGCGUUUCCACAAAUGACAACCAUCGGUGGCGCCGCCGCCUCCGCCGCCGCUCCUCGCCGCAUCAUCCCUCCGGCGACUGUAAAAUGCAAAUGUCUUCUUCUUCUGUCUUCUUCCUCCCACUCAUUCUCCCUCCCUUCUCUAUCCUCCCCUCCCGCUUCCUCUCUCAAACAUCUCCGCUCAACUCCUUUUCUCCCUAAUCUUUUCCAUCAUCAGCAGAAGAGGUCAGCCAAUUUCACUACAGUUGCUUCUCCAAGAUGCUUUGCUUCCGAUGCCAAUCAGUUAAAGAGAGCCAGAGAAGACAUCAAAGAACUUCUCAAAGCUAAAUUAUGUCAUCCUCUUUUUGUACGAUUAGGGUGGCAUGAUUCUGGUACAUAUAAUAAGAAUAUAGAAGAGUGGCCAAUAAGAGGUGGUGCUAAUGGAAGUUUAAGGUUUGAUGUUGAGCUCAAACAUGGAGCUAAUGCUGGUCUUGUAAAUGCACUGAACAUUCUCCAGCCUGUUAAGGACAAAUAUCCCGGAGUUACUUAUGCUGAUCUGUUCCAAUUGGCUAGUGCUACCGCAAUUCAGGAGGCAGGAGGACCCAAAAUUCCAAUGAAGUACGGUAGAGUUGACGUGAUUGGAGCUGAGCAAUGCCCAGAAGAAGGGAGGCUACCAGAUGCCGGUCCACCUUCUCCUGCAUCUCAUCUGCGUGAUGUUUUCUACAGGAUGGGAUUGAGUGACAAGGAUAUAGUUGCACUAUCUGGUGGACACACCCUAGGAAGAGCUAGACCAGAACGGAGUGGUUGGGGAAAGCCUGAGACAACAUAUACGAAAUAUGGACCAGGAGCUCCAGGAGGACAAUCUUGGACAGUUCAGUGGUUGAAGUUUGAUAACUCGUAUUUCAAGGAUGUGAAAGAACGAAAGAAUGAAGAUCUGCUGGUUUUACCUACUGAUGCUGCUAUUUUUGAAGAUCCAUCUUUUAAGGUAUAUGCCGAGAAAUAUGCUGAAGACCAAGAAGCUUUCUUCAAGGACUAUGCUGAAUCCCAUGCCAAACUAAGCAAUCUUGGUGCCAAGUUCGACCCACCUGAGGGUUUUGAGUUGGACGAUAGCCCUCCUGCCCAACCGGAGUCAGAAAAGUUUGAUGCUGCCAAAUACUCAUCCGGAAAGAGAGAGCUUUCAGAAAAUAUGAAGCAAAAGAUUCGAUCUGAGUAUGAAUCAAUUGGGGGCAGUCCAGAUAAGCCUCUAAAAUCAAACUAUUUUCUCAAUAUCAUUAUUAUUAUUGCUGUUCUGGCAGUUUUGACAUAUCUUCUUGGUAACUAAGUUUUCUGUAAUAUUUAACAGAAAAGCUGCUUCCGCAACGAUGUAUUAAGCGUUGCAUUACUAUUUUAUCUGGUAACCAAGGUAUCCCAAAAAUGUGUUUUGAGGGAAAAUUGGCAUCUAAAUUGCUAUUCAUUAUUAUGUUGAUAUAUAUGAGAUAAAUUGUUUGAU